Messenger RNA from Chelmon rostratus (copperband butterflyfish), 4239 nucleotides. RefSeq names its product Rho GTPase activating protein 10 (gene arhgap10). Gene Ontology annotation, cellular component: cytoplasm. The transcript is spliced from 24 exons. Bases 423 to 2819 code for a protein of 798 amino acids. Gene Ontology annotation, molecular function: GTPase activator activity; protein binding. The record is from RefSeq and is a predicted model, not a curated record. Gene Ontology annotation, biological process: signal transduction. NCBI's taxonomy places the organism in Eukaryota, Metazoa, Chordata, Actinopteri, Chaetodontiformes, Chaetodontidae.
CACAGAUGUCAGUGGAGUUUCUCAAUCUGUCACUUUGCUAGGUGGAGAGCGUUUGAUGGACGAAGGAAAAGUGGGAUAUAGCAGCUAUGACUGUCUGACAACUCCCGUGAGCGGACGCCCGAUGAGUACUUCACCUGAUAGCGUCUUGUUAUCACCUUUUAACUGUUUUACCGGUUAGCUACUCUUUUCGUUAUCUGACAACUGUGGAACAACACCCAUGCGCCCGUGUCAGAAGUCACCAUGCUAACCGCCGUUAGCUGCUGCUACUUGACGUAGCUAUGCUUUCUCUGCUACACUUGAGACUGCCAGCGGAAAGAGCGGUAAUUUGAUUGUAUCGGCUAUUUUUUUAAGCUACAAAGUGCGCGUCUUUUCGACUAGUUUUCCCCGUUCUGUAAAACGAAGCUAUCAAUCUUGUGACAGAAAUGGGAUUACACCCGCUGGAAUUCAGUGAAUGCUAUCUGGACAGCCCCAGCUUCAGGGAGAAAAUAAAGGCACACGAAGCCGAGCUGGACAAAACUAACAGGUUUAUCAAAGAGCUGUACAAAGAUGGGAAGAACCUCAUCAACGCGACGAAGCAGCUUGGCAUGGCGCAGCGAAAGUUUGCCCAGUGCCUGGGAGAGUUUCAGUUUGAGUACAUCGGAGAUGCAAAGACAGAUGAUGAAAAAUGUAUUGAUGAGUCUUUGCAAGAGUUCUCCUCAUUCCUGAGGAACCUCGAAGACCAAAGAGAGCUGAUGAUGAGAAACAUCACUGAAACCUUAAUGAAACCCUUGGAGAAAUUCAGGAAAGAGCAGCUUGGUACCGUGAGGGCGGAAAGAAAGAAGUAUGAGAAAGAAACAGAGAAGUACUACAGCUCCCUGGAAAAGCUUCUGAAUAUGUCAGCAAAGAAGAAAGAGCCACAGCUACAAGAGGCAGACAUCCAGGUGGAAACCAUGAGGCAGCACUUUCAGGAGGAGUCACUGGACUAUGUGUGCAAGCUGCAGGAGAUCCAAGAGAGGAAGAAGUUUGAAUGUGUGGAGCCGAUGCUGGCCUUCUUUCAGACAGUCUUCACCUUUUAUCACCAGGGCUUCGAGCUCGCCAAGGACUUCGACCAUUAUAAAAGAGCACUGCAGAUCAAUAUUCAGAAUACACGGAGUCGAUUUGAGGGUACGCGGUCAGAGGUGUACGAGCUGAUGAAGAGGAUCAGGGAGACGCCUCAAGAAUACAGACAGACCAGCCCUAUCAGCUGUGAAGGCUACCUCUACGUUCAGGAAAAACGGCCGCCUCCCUUUGGUUCAAGCUGGGUCAAACGCUACUGCACAUUUGUCAAAGAGCAGAAGAUCCUGCACAUGGUGACAUUCGACCACAGAUCUGGUGGGAAGAUUGGUGAGAUGGAGUCCGUCACGCUCAAAUCCUGCCUCCGCAAAACGACAGACAUGUUGGACAGGAGGUUCUGCUUAGAACUCGACAUAACAGAUCGGCCAGGGACGGUGCUAACAGUGCAGGCUCUGUCAGAGGAUGACCACAAGUUCUGGAUGCAGGCCAUGGGUGGGAAGGAACCUAUUGGACACUAUCUUGGGAGGACUUAUUCUAAAGAAAGAGGAAUUGAUGCCCAGCUGGAUGAUGUGGGUUUGGGUUUUGUGAAGAACUCCAUCAGCGCCAUAGAGACGAGAGGUAUUAAUGACCAAGGUCUGUACAGAGUUGUCGGGGUGAGCUCCAAGGUCCAGAAGCUCCUCUCAUUAAUGAUUGAUGAGAAGAGCAACGAAGUGGAUCUGUCCACCAGCGAGGACUGGGACGUUAAGACAAUAACAAGUGCACUGAAGCUUUAUCUGAGGAGCCUUCCUGAGCCGUUGAUGACCUAUGGACUUUACAAAGAGUUUAUUAGCCCCGCGAAGGGCGGUAGUCCAGAGUCUCGCAUCCAAGCCGUCCACUGCCUGGUCCACAAACUACCGGAGAGGAAUCGACAAGUCCUCGGGCUGCUUAUGAAGCAUCUGGCCAAUGUUGCGGCUCACAGUAAACAGAAUCUGAUGACCGUGGCCAACCUGGGCGUGGUGUUUGGCCCCACAUUAAUGAGGCCGCAGGAGGAGACUGUCGCUGCCAUCAUGGAUCUUAAGUUCCAGAACAUUGUGGUGGAGAUCCUCAUCGAACACCACGAAAAGAUCUUUGCAGAUGCUCCAGAGUCGUGCCCUCUUUCACCUGCUGCCCCAGUAUUCUCUGCUCCCACAAGGCAGUCCAAGAAGCUGAGUCGACAGAAUAGGCCCCUGGCUGUCUACAAUCCACAAGCCCUGGAUAUUCAGACUGUGUCAGCAGUGGGAGAUAGUUCCAGCUUAACUACAGAUGAGACAUCAAUGGGCAGCAAUGAGUCUGUGUCGUCCCAGUCAUCGUCAGCCUCGGCCUCAGAGACGCCUACAGAGAGGAGUGACCAUGCCCCACUUAGCGCCAGCCUCAGCUCGGGCAGCAACUCCAAGGCAUCCACAGCAGGAGCCUCCUGGUCCACUUCUGGAGCGCCAGGGCAGAGCCAAACUGCUGCCAUCACAGCUGCUCCUGAAAAAGAAAAGCCAGAGGAGAGAAAGAAUAUGAAAUAUUUAUCAGGGCAUCGUGUGUUGAAGGCACAACUUCUACAUGGUAAUGUUGCUGGCAUUCCAGAUAACGGUUUGCAAUGUGUCACCAGCAGGAAAGCCAAGGCAGUGUACCCAUGUGAGGCUGAGCACGACUCUGAGCUCUCCUUCCAGGUCGGCGCAAUAUUCAACGCCGUGACCCAGUCCAGAGAGCCGGGCUGGCUGGAGGGGGAGCUGGAGGGAAAGAGGGGCCUCAUUCCUGAAAACUAUGUGGAGAUGCUGUAGCCCCAGAUGGAAAUAUUUAUGGACAAGUUGUCACCUCCACCAGGAGCGAUCUGCAGAGAUGCAUGUGCCUCAACUCUGACUUUACAGCCUUGUUUAUCCAAAUCCCUGAAUUCUCUCAAGCAAGUGACAAUGUGGUGUUAUUGGUGGACUGUUUUUUUUUUUGGCUUGUAGGCCUUUGUGAUGCAUGUGCAGGCGUGUUUGAAUUAACUUUGGUCGAGAGCCCACCUGAAUUUCAGCGGCGUAGUUACAAAAUGGGUUUGCACUUAAAAUAUUCUGCUGUACACAAAGACGCUGUAGCUUCUCAACAACCAGGUAGCUUUGUUAGCAGCACCAGAGAAUGAGCGUGGGUCUGUUAAAGGCCUCGCUCUCUCCCCCAGUUAUACAUGGUAUCCAUGAGCUCCCCAAGUCAACGAGCGAUCCUCGGGAACUGCGAGGAUCGAGGAAUGUCAGAACUCAAGUCACUGUAAUCAGUUUUUUUUAUGACGUUUUGCACCAAAUCCAGCAGCUUUAGACCCUCUUGGCAAUGUUUGUUUUCAGCUUUUGAAAGAUUAGAGAUACUGUACCACCCGUGCCUUAACCAUCAGAACCGCCAGCGUAGAUGUACGUACGGGUAUGUAUGACAACGAAUUGGAGUGUUACUGCUUUUGCUGUUAAAGUUUUUGCAUUUUACUGUCAUUUUUAAGAAUAUUUGGAUAUUCAGAAUGAGGCACAUCACUAUUGUAAUUGUGUUUUAUUUAAUUGGCACCUUGAUUGCAUGACUUUUGAAUUUUCAGCACACUCUGUACUGUUUUGUUCUUGGUGCACUCCUUCACGGAAACACAGUGAAGCGCCUCUUUGAUGCCUGACAGACCUCUCGUGUUAAACACUAACAUCAGACGGAGUCAGCAGAGGUUCAUUUAAAUAGGUAAUGAUUCAAACCAAGUGUUUUUCCCGUCAAGUGAGCUCUUUUGUUUGUUUUUAAAAGCUUGUUUUGAACGUUGCUCAGUUUCCUCUGAGCAGAGAAAUGACACGCUCCCACAAAGUUGAGAUUUUACGUUAUCAUGAUUUUAUCUUCAACUUCAGUGGAAUAAGUAAUUAGAAAAGAAAGUUUUAUUGCCAAUUAGACCUUGAAAUGCAGUAUUUCAAAGUUUUAUAUCUGUUCGGUGUAUAUUAAAAGAGUUAUUACUGCCAAGUAUGUUUUACAUGUCUCCGUUAAGUGAUGGACAGGUUUUAAGUUUUUGUUUGGUUUGGUUUUAGUGUGUUCACAUUACAAUUCAUUUCAUGUUCAACAAGACACUUUUCAUUUGUCUGAGAGCUUUGGUUCAGCAAUAAUUUAAGACGUUGAUUUAUGAUGUUUGUAAAGGGCCUUAACUUCUUCUUUUUAUACCUUUGGGUAUCCUCUUGAUCAAUGUUAAACAAAUAAAGAUUGUUCUUUACUGUA